GCAGAAAGAGUCCUUCAGGAGAUCCAGACCCUGAGACGCCCAAUCCAGCGAUGCAACACCACUGCUCCCAGUGUAAUAUGAGUUUUAAGUGGUUAUGGAAGCUGAAAGAGCAUGAAAGGAAACACACAGGAGAAAAGCCCUUCCAAUGCUCCCAGUGUGGAAAUAAAUUCUCACGAUCACAUGACCUAAAAUCACAUGAGCGGACACACACAGGGGAAAAACCACACAAUUGCUCACAGUGUGGAAAGCUUUUUUCCCAUUUAGGGAACCUGAACAAACAUAAGAGAAUACACUCUGGAGAGAAGCCUUACCCCUGUUCCCAUUGUGGAAAGAAUUUUAGGUUGUCAGGUAACCUGAAAACGCACGAGAGGACACACACAGGGGAGAAACCUUACCAUUGCUCCCUGUGUGGAAAGGAUUUUACCAAGUUAGGGAACCUGAAAGAUCAUGAGAAGAAACACACAGGAGAAAAGCCUUACCACUGCUCCAAUUGUGGAAAGAGAUUUUCAACAUCAUCGGACUUAAGAAAGCAUGAGAUGACGCACACAGGGGAGAAGUCUUACCAUUGCUCUCAGUGUGGAAAUAGUUUCUUACGAUCACAUGACCUAAAAUCACAUGAGCGGACACACACAGGGGAAAAACCACACAGUUGUUCCCAGUGUGGAAAGUGUUUUUUGCAUUUAGGGAACCUGAACAAACAUAAGAAAAUACACUCUGGGGAGAAGCCUUACCCCUGUUCCCAUUGUGGAAAAUUCUUUAGGUCGUUAGAUAACAAGAGGGAGCAUGAGAAGACACACAUAGGUAAGAAGCUUCACCAUUGCGCCUUGUGCGGAAAGAGAUAUUCACGAUCACAUGACCUAAAAUCACAUAAAAGAAAACACACAGGCGAAGAAAACACACAAUUACACACCAAGGGGAAAAAUCACACAAUUGGUCCCAGUGAGGAAAGAAUUGUACGCAGUUAGAGAACCUCGUCCAAUUGUGGAACUAUAUUUUCCCGGUCACAUUACCUAAAUUCACAUCAAAUCAAACCAAGCGGUAUUUAUUCAGCACAUUUCAGACAUGGAACACAAUGAGCUUCAUGGGAAAAAACGAUGAAAACAAAAACUGAAACGUUUACUACACAACAAACAUAAGAGGAUAAGAAACUAAAGAUUGACUGGUCUUGGUCAGUGCCUGUACAGUUGACCAAUGGCUGUCUUGUGUAGACCAGACAGGAGAGCAUUACAGUAGUCAAGCCUGCUUGUAAUAAAUAUUACUACACAACAAACAUAAGAGGAUAAAAAACUAAAGAUUAACAAUAAAACUAUUUGUGCCCAGCUGUCGAUAAAAACACUGGUGGGCUAGCACUGCUAGCAUUUGUCUGCUCCAUUUUCAUGAUGGCGGCUAAUUGCUACUUAACAGGAAA
Molecule: messenger RNA, 1408 nt
Organism: Salvelinus namaycush (lake trout)
Lineage: Eukaryota; Metazoa; Chordata; Actinopteri; Salmoniformes; Salmonidae
Product: gastrula zinc finger protein XlCGF17.1-like
Exons: 1
Coding region: 51-965 (304 amino acids)
Biological process (GO): central nervous system development; regulation of transcription by RNA polymerase II
Cellular component (GO): nucleus
Molecular function (GO): RNA polymerase II cis-regulatory region sequence-specific DNA binding; DNA-binding transcription factor activity, RNA polymerase II-specific
Source: RefSeq, a predicted model, not a curated record